GUACAGCGUAGUGUACACAGUAUCCUCUCUGGAUCCUGAUGGACCUGGUGGGUAUCAGCUUCAAUCGCCACCACCAACAACCUCCAUCACAUCCAUGUCAUCACCAUUAUGCCAUGAACUAUCGGGUCCCAUGCAGCCCUGCAACCGCGUUAGCCCAAGUCAUAGUUUGAAUAGCCAUAUGCUGACCUGCAUCAACUCCACCCGCUGCAGCAUACACUUUGCAGCCCGGUCCACUUCCACCACCCUUUCUUCUGCUCUCUCUCUCUCUUUGAAUCUUUGUGUCUCUCUUCCUUUCUUUUCCACACGGCUCGGAAAAUUCAUUUAUCUUUCUCCUACCUCCCUCUCCCUUACCUCAACCGACGUGAGGGCUUCAAACAUAAAGUAUGUAUGUAUGGGUGCCGGGUGCCGUGUGCCGUGCCAUGAAUGCCAUGCUAGACACACAUUCUCCGCCCGUCACCCAUCAAUCACAUCAUCACCAUGCAGCACCAGCACCAGCAGUACUGUAGUAGUAGUAGCGUAGCCCCUCCCCUCCUCAGCACGUACUCACUCACACAUCACCAGCUCAUCUCACCAGCAUCAUCUAUUG
Messenger RNA from Aspergillus ibericus CBS 121593, 586 nucleotides. RefSeq lists its product as uncharacterized. The record is from RefSeq and is a predicted model, not a curated record. The transcript has a single exon. The coding region runs from base 95 to 520 and encodes 141 amino acids. NCBI's taxonomy places the organism in Eukaryota, Fungi, Ascomycota, Eurotiomycetes, Eurotiales, Aspergillaceae.